Messenger RNA from Colletotrichum paranaense, 1230 nucleotides. RefSeq lists its product as uncharacterized. The coding region runs from base 1 to 1230 and encodes 409 amino acids. Gene Ontology annotation, molecular function: transcription cis-regulatory region binding; DNA-binding transcription factor activity, RNA polymerase II-specific; zinc ion binding. The record is from RefSeq and is a predicted model, not a curated record. The transcript has a single exon. Gene Ontology annotation, biological process: regulation of DNA-templated transcription. NCBI's taxonomy places the organism in Eukaryota, Fungi, Ascomycota, Sordariomycetes, Glomerellales, Glomerellaceae. Gene Ontology annotation, cellular component: nucleus.
AUGAACAACCAGACAGCAAAGAGAUACGCUUGCGACCGAUGCCGGGAGCAGAAGCUCAAAUGUCCCCGAAGCCAACCGGAUGGUGGCACCUGCGAGCGCUGUCUCCGUCUAGGUGCGAUGUGUGUCACGAGCAUCGGUCGGCCAUUGGGACGGCCUCCAAUACAUGCGAACCACCGUGGCCAGGUCGAGGAUAGUCGAUCGCUGUACGGCGCCCGGAAUGGUCGCUCCUCAACGCAUCGCGGUGUGCGUGUCACAAUGGGUACGGAUCCUGCGACGACAACACAGAGCCAACCGCCAGAUCCAGGCCCCUCGCAGUUCUUCACCAGCAAUAGGGUGCUAGAUCACGUUGAUACUACCUCGACCAUGUGGCUAGAUGCAUCAAAUUUCCCGACUGCGAUGUCAACAUCCGACGAGCCCACCAUACCCUCGUCAAGAGCACACUCACACGUCUUCUCCGACUUAAGCGUCCCCGAUCUCGACUUCGGAGAUCUAAACGACAUGGCCGAACACUUGAACAGGGAUCUUCACGAGCCAAUGACGGAUGUUGAAGACAAGCUCUCUGGUCAAAGCAGGAUCGCCACACCUAGCACCUCGAAUGCUGGUGACACGGGGGCCCAUGUGGUAGGCCUCCUUGGCAGCCUUUCUCAUCAAUUAGCGGAACUCAAGGAUCAGCCAUGGGAGUCUUGGAACCCGCAUCUCACAAAAGACGCAUUUCAGCAUGGGAAAGAUACAGAAUCACCAGGAGGCCGGGACCUCAGCAUUUGGAACCGCGUUCUCAAUGUUACCAUGCGGUUCGCAACUGUCCUAGAGUCCGUGACCCCUGUGCCACCACCGGCACUAUCUUUGACAUUGAUGCUUCUAUCAACAUAUGUCCAGCUCGGUGAGCUGUUUGAGAUCGUAUUCAACCGCAUGAGCAGGUGUUUGCGCGAAGGGUCUGGAUCAGGGACAUCGGCCGCGAGCGCGGCUCAGCUAUUAGCGCAGCCCACAAGCAUACAGCUCAUGAUGAUGACUCAAGUCUUUGAGUAUCAGAUGCAUACGGUGGAGCGACUAAUGGGUCUACCUGCGGAGUUUCGAAUUUGGGACCAACGAGAUGGCACGAACGAGGGCGAGGCUGGGAUUCUUAGUCGCUCAGAGACUUCUGAAAUUGUUCGAGGUGUGAUGAGACAAACGCGGGAGACUUUUCAAACUAUUAGACAGGCUAGCAAACGGAUCAGAGGCUCUAACACAUAG